Molecule: messenger RNA, 3276 nt
Organism: Leucoraja erinaceus (little skate)
Lineage: Eukaryota; Metazoa; Chordata; Chondrichthyes; Rajiformes; Rajidae
Gene: cpvl
Product: carboxypeptidase vitellogenic like
Exons: 14
Coding region: 351-1790 (479 amino acids)
Biological process (GO): proteolysis
Molecular function (GO): serine-type carboxypeptidase activity
Source: RefSeq, a predicted model, not a curated record
CGUCAAAUUGGCAACUGCUCGGAACCGUGAGAAGCUCAAUCAUGUGAUUAUUGCACAUGACUAAACACGUGAUACUUGGGCGAGCAACGUGUAUAUUUAGCAAAACGCAAAGUGCUGGAGUAACUCGGGCAGCAUUUGUGGAAGGAUAGAUCGGCGACGUUUCACAUUGACAGCCUUCUUCAGACUGAUACAGGAGCUGGGGAAAAACGCUGAGAACGCAGAGUGACAUUGGGGUUGUCUGCAUGUGUUUACCACACAUAAAAGAGGCAUUUCAGCUGCUUAGCAUCUUUUGCUCGGAUGAACUGUGAUACAUUGUGAGAACUAACCCCAAGUCUCAUUCUGAGCCAAGGAUGUGGCAGACACGACUAUUUGCCAUGGUGCUCAUCUCCAUUCAGCCAAUCUGCACUUCUGGGAAGUUUUCAUUUUUCCAUGGCAUGUUUAAAGAGGACAAGGUUUCUGUUCCGCCGACAGGAGAUAUUGAUCCUGGGAAGCCGCUUUUUCUCACUCCUUAUCUGGAGUCUGGACAAAUUGAAAAAGCCAGGGAGCUAAGUUUAGUGGGGCCUCUCGAUGGCCCACGUGUGAAGAGCUACUCGGGCUAUUUGACGGUGAAUAAGACCCAUAACAGCAACCUUUUCUUCUGGUUUUUCCCUGCACAGACUCGUCCUGAAAAUGCUCCUGUGCUGUUGUGGCUUCAAGGUGGCCCUGGAGGUUCAUCUAUUUUUGGCAUUUUUGUUGAACAUGGGCCUUAUGUUGUAACUAAAAACCUGACAUUGGAAGCCCGCAAGGUCCCAUGGACAUCAAAGUAUUCAAUGCUGUACAUCGACAAUCCUGUUGGCACUGGCUUCAGCUUUACUGACAAGCCUGAAGGUUAUGCACAAAAUGAAGAUGACGUUGGAAGGGACCUGUACAGUGCACUAAUCCAGUUUUUUCAGAUAUUCCAUGAAUAUCAGCAGAAUGAAUUCUAUGCUACAGGAGAGUCCUAUGCCGGAAAGUAUGUGCCUGCAAUUGGUUACUAUAUUCAUAUCAACAACCCCACUGCCAAACUAAAAAUCAACUUCAAGGGAAUUGCCAUUGGAGAUGGACUCUGUGAUCCUGAAGUAAUGUUAGGUGGUUACGCGGAGUUCAUGUACCAGAUUGGGAUCAUCGAUGAGAAACAAAAGCAGUAUGUCCAGCAGCAAACAGACAAAGGAGUGCAUUACAUCCAGCAGAAGAAAUGGGUGGAAGCCUUUGAUGUUUUUGAUCGUUUGUUGAAUGGAGACACGAUUGAAUAUCCAUCCUAUUUUGAGAAUGUCACCGGAUGCUCCAACUACUACAACUUUCUCCAGUGUACGGAGCCACCAGAUCAAAGUUACUAUAAUGACUAUAUAUCACAUUCAGAAGUGAGGAAAUCCAUUCAUGUGGGUAAUUUGACUUUCCACGAUGGAUCAAAGGUGGAGCUACACCUGCUGGAGGAUAUUAUGCAAUCAGUGAAGCCAUGGUUAACAAUAUUAAUGAAUAAUUACAGGGUAUUGUUGUAUAGCGGCCAGCUUGAUAUAAUAGUAGCUGCUCCUUUAACUGAGCGUUUCCUCCUUACUGUGCCAUGGGCCAAAGCUGCGGAGUACAAAAAGGCAGAUAGACACUUUUGGUUUGUCCAUCCCAGUGACAAAGAAGUGGCCGGCUAUGUUCGAAAUGUUGGGGAAUUUUAUCAGGUAAUUAUUCGAGGUGGAGGACACAUAUUGCCAUAUGAUCAACCUGAAAGAGCCUUUGACAUGAUUGACCGCUUCAUCUCCAAAACAGGAUUUUUCUUUUGAUCUCUGUGGUGGAAUGAAUUCUGUGGGGCAGCGGGUGGAAGGGAUUGUAUGUUAAUGAGAUAAUAAAGAACAAAAACAUUGUUGUGCAAUGUAAUGAAAGCUUUCUUAACCAUUUGUCAAGGCAUGGAAGAUGUGAAUGGAAAGAUAAUUGCUUUAUUUUGUGGACAUAGUCCCCCCAUUUCAGGGCACCAUAAUGUUUGGGACACUGCAAUGUCAUGUAAAUGAAAGUACCCUGUAGUCAUGUUUAGUAUUUUGUUGCAUACCCUUUGCAUGCAAUGACUGCUUGAAGUCUGCAAUUCAUGGACAUCACCAGUUGCUGGGUUUCUUGUCUGGUGAUGCUCUGCCAGGCCUGUAUUACAGUCAUCUUUAGCUUAUGCUUAUUUUGGGUGCUAGUCCCCUUCAGCUUUUUCUUCAGCAUAUAAAAGUCAUGCUCAGUUAGGUUCAGAUUGGGUGAUUGAUUUGGCCACUCAAAAAUUGACCAUUUUGUAGCUUUGAAAAACUCCUUGGUUGCUUUAGAGGUAUGUGUGGGAUCUGGAGCAGAUAGGAUGCAUCUAUACACUUCAGAAUUCAUUAUGCUACUACCAUCAGCAGUUGUAUCAUCAAUGAAGAUAAGUGAGCUAGUACCUUCAGCAGCCAUACAUGCCUAGGCCAUAACACUCCCACCACCGUGUUUCACAGAUGAGGUGGUAUGCUUUGGAUCUUGGGUAGUUUCAUCUCACCUCCAUACUUUGCACUUGCCAUCACUCUGAUACAAGUUGAUCGUCAUCUCAUCUGUCCACAAGACCCUUUUCCAGAACUGUGGUUGCUCUUUUAAGUACUUCUUGGCAAACUGUAACCUGGCCAUCCUAUUUUUGCGGCUAACCAAUGGUUUGCAUAUUGCAGCGUAGCCUCUGUAUUUCUGUUCUUGAAGUCUUCUGCGGACAGUGGUCAUUGACAAAUCCACACCCGACUACUGAAGAGUGUUUCUGAUUUGUCAGACAGGUGUUUAGUGAUUUAUCUUUAUUAUAGAGAAAAUUCUUCUGUCAUCAGCUGUGGAGGUCUACCUUGGCCUGCCAGUCCCUUUGUGAUUAAUAAGCUCACCAGUGCUCUCUUUCUUCUUAAUGAUGUUCCAAACAGUUGAUUUUGGUAAGCCUAAGGUUUGGCUGAUGUCUCUAACAGUUUUAUUCUUGUUUCUCAGUCUCAUAAUGGCUUCUUUGACUUUUAUUGGCACAAUGUUGGUCCUCAUGUUGAUAAACAGCAAUAAAAGUUUCCAAAGAUGAUGGAAAGACUGGAGGAAAGACUAGGUGCUGAGAGCUCCCUUAUACCUGCAUUAAGGAGGCAUUUAAACACACCCGCACAAUUACAAAUACCUGUGAAGCCAUGUGUCCCAAAUAUUAUAGUGCCCUGAAAUGGGGGGACUAUGUAUAAACACUGCUGUAAUUUUUGCAUGGUGAAACCAAAAUGAAUAAAAAUGGCCUUUGUUAAAAUCUGUCAAUCUGCACUUUAA